Molecule: messenger RNA, 2212 nt
Organism: Melospiza melodia melodia
Lineage: Eukaryota; Metazoa; Chordata; Aves; Passeriformes; Passerellidae
Product: multidrug and toxin extrusion protein 2-like
Exons: 17
Coding region: 1-1683 (560 amino acids)
Biological process (GO): xenobiotic detoxification by transmembrane export across the plasma membrane
Cellular component (GO): membrane
Molecular function (GO): xenobiotic transmembrane transporter activity; antiporter activity
Source: RefSeq, a predicted model, not a curated record
AUGGCGGCAGCGCGGUGCCUGCGGAGCGCCCGGCGCCUCCUGCCCGCGGGCGCACGGAGCGAGUGCUGGGAGCUGGCCCGGCUGGCGGGGCCCGUGUUCUUUGCCCAGCUGCUGGGGUUUCUGAUCAGCGUGGUCAGCUCCAUCUUCUGUGGCCACCUGGGGAAAGCUGAGCUGGAUGCUGUGACCCUGGCUGUGUCCGUUAUCAACGUGACAGGGAUCUCCAUCGGUGCUGGCUUGGCCUCAGCAUGUGACACGCUGAUGACCCAGACCUACGGCAGCAAGAACCUGAAGCAGGUGGGCACCAUCCUGCAGCGGGGCAUCCUCAUCCUGCUGCUCUUCUGCUUCCCCUGCUGGGCCCUCUUCAUCAACACCGAGAGGAUCCUCCUGCUCAUCCGGCAGGACCCCGAGGUCUCCAGGUUAACUCAGCUCUACGUGAUGAUCUUUAUUCCAGCCCUUCCUGCGGCGUUUCUGUACCAGCUGCUGACAAGAUAUUUACUGAGUCAGGAGAUCAUUAUGCCUCAGGUGGUGACGGGGAUUGCAGCCAACGUCCUCAACGCAGCCAUGAACGCCUUCCUGCUCUAUGCUCUGAAGCUGGGCAUGGUGGGCUCUGCCUGGGCUAACAUGGUUUCUCAGUACACCCAGGCCAUCCUCCUCGUCCUUUACGUGUGGUGGAGGAAGAUCCAUGUGAAGACCUGGGGAGGCUGGAGCAAGGAGUGCCUCGUGGACUGGGGCUCCUUCAUCUGGCUGGCAGUGCCUGGCAUGGUCAUGAUGUGCAUUGAGUGGUGGACCUUUGAGAUUGGGAGCUUCUUGGCUGGGCUGAUCAGCGUGGUGGAGCUGGGAGCACAAUCUGUUAUCUACGAGCUCGCCUGUGUGGCGUACAUGGUGCCUCUGGGCAUCAGCGUGGCUGCGAGUGUCAGGGUGGGGAAUGCCCUGGGAGCAGGGAAUGUGGAGCAAGCCAAGACCUCCUGCAUCACUGCGCUGCUGUGCACAGGAGUCUUUGCUGUGCUGGUUUCAGCAUUACUGGGGAGCCUAAGGAAUGUGGUGGGAUACAUCUUCACCAAUGACACGGAAAUUGUCACCCUGGUGUCCAGAGUGAUGCUCAUCUUUGCUCCGUUCCACUUGCUGGAUGCCACAGCAGCCACAUGUGGCGGGGUGCUGCGGGGCACGGGCCGCCAGAAGCUGGGCGCCAUUGCCAACGCCGUGGGAUAUUACACCCUGGGCUUCCCCAUCGGCAUCUCCCUGAUGUUUGCAGCCAAGAUGGGGGUCUUGGGUCUGUGGGUUGGGAUGAUCAUUUGCAUCUCGGUGCAAGCCCUUUCCUUCUUGGCUUUUGUCAUCCGAAUGGAUUGGAGGAAAGCUGCAGAGGAGGCUCAGGUCCGAGCUGGAACGAAAGAACAAAUGGAAGAUGUGAACUCCAAUGGCACAGCUGCUAUCAAAACAUCUGCUGUGGGUUACACCUCCCUUGACCCGGACCCCGGGGACACCACGGUGCUGCCUGAGAGCAUGGUGAUGGGGGAGAGGCAGCCUGGGCAGGAGCUCAGCCCUCAGGAGGAGCCUGCUGUGCUGCCUGUCCUUGCCCCCGUGCCAUGGAGGGCCGUGAUGCUCCGCCGUGGGCUGGCUGCUGCUGCUGCCAUCGCUGUGCUGCUGGUGGGGAUCCUGGUCCGGCUCCUGACUGGCAAUGGAUAAACCCAGGGGACUGAGGAACUCUGCACAGAGCAGGAGGGCACGGGGCAAUGUCCCAGAGGGUGGGGAGGGACAGGGAUUCCCCCACAGUGCCUUACAAAAAGUCCCUUUGCACGGUUUCUGGUUAGCUCACAACGUUUGAUCCCACGCGCUGGGGAGCUGGUUCCUCUCCUGCUCUGCACUGGGAUGUCACUCAUCAGAGGUGGAUGAGAGCAGACAGGGUCCUGGUGCUGCUGUCCUGCUCUCUGGGGACACUGGACCGUGUCAUUUGCUCAUGGCAGAGGCUCCUGCUGCCCACAGCACAUUUCCUCACACACACCAGCCUGUCCCAGCAUCUUGGGGUGGCAAAUGCCACUUGCAGCCACUGUGGAACACAAUGGAUUUUGCUGGAAGAUGUCAGACUCUGCUCUUGGGUGCUGGCUGCUGGCCCUGACCCUGCUCUCCCUCUGCAGGGUGGGCACAGGGCCUAAAGCAACUCUUCUUUGCACUUUUGUAAGGUGGGAUUUUGAUACAAUAAAGUUUUCUGAGUAAA